Tetrahymena thermophila SB210 is the source of this 990-nucleotide messenger RNA. RefSeq lists its product as hypothetical. The transcript has 10 exons. Gene Ontology annotation, molecular function: protein binding. NCBI's taxonomy places the organism in Eukaryota, Ciliophora, Oligohymenophorea, Hymenostomatida, Tetrahymenidae. The record is from RefSeq and is a predicted model, not a curated record.
AUGAUUUCAUUAUUAUUAUGCUAAUUUUAAUAUUUUUAUACUUUCCUUAAGCUUAAUUUAAAAUAUUUAAUAAAAAACAAUACUAUUUAACUUAUCAAAUUAAUAUUUAGCAGCAAUAAAAUCUAAUAUGAAGGAGCACAUUAUUUGGCUUAAUAUCUUAAAAAAUGCCUAAAUUUAGAAAAAUUAUAACUAGACCUCUAUGGAAAUAAUAUUGAUUAAAAUGGAGUAUCUGAAUUAUUAGAAGUUUUAAAUUCAAUUUAAACAAUAAAAGACCUAGAAAUUUGGCUUGGAUAUAAUAAUAUAAGAGAUGAUUCAGUAUUUUCUUUAGGCAAAACAUUACAUAGAUUUAGCAAUUAGAUUACUAAAUUAACAAUCGGAUUGAGUGAAAAUGAGAUUAGUGAUGAAGGAGUCAAUGCAAUAGGUUUAGCUCUUAGAAACUGCAUUAGUCUUACAAAAUUAGGAUUAUUUUUAUAUAAAUGUAAAUUUGGUGAUAAAGGAGCAGUUAGUAUAGCUAUGGGUAUGAAAAAUUGCACUUAAAUAACAGAUUUAACGUUUAGCUUAUUUGGAAAUGAAAUUAGUCAUGAAGGGGCACAUGAAGUUAGCAUAAGUUUAAGCAACCUCAAAAAUCUUAGAAAUUUAAAUUUUGAGCUUGACAACAACAACAUAGGAGAUUAAGGAGCCAUAAGUAUUGCAACAGGUUUAACAAACUGCUCUUUGCUUGAAAAUUUAACUCUCAGUGUAUUCAAUAACAAAAUAACUAACUAAGGAUAUUUAAGAAUCGAUUAAUGUCUGCAGAGUUUAGCUAAUCUAUAAAUUUUAGAAUGUCAUUUAAUAAAAGAUGAAAGAUUAUUAAAAUCAAAGCAUAUUCUUGAAAGCAAAAAUAUUAAAGUCAUUGGUCUCUAUCUUUGGUGUGAGUAAGAAAAUGAAAGAAUUGCACAUAAAUAAAAAGCACUUAAAAUUUUAAGGCUAGUUUAAUUAAAAGUUGUUUGA